This is a messenger RNA of Cooperia oncophora, 714 nucleotides long. Lineage: Eukaryota; Metazoa; Nematoda; Chromadorea; Rhabditida; Trichostrongylidae. The record is from the annotation of a GenBank genome assembly.
AUGGUUCCCGGACAAACAGUGACAAGCGAUUCUUUCAAGUGGAGAGUGAUAAAGCUCUUGGGUUCAGGAGGGUUCGGUGAUGUCUAUAAAGUUGUGAAGGAAAAUGACGGCGAUAAAAAGGAAUAUGCGAUGAAGACCGAAAUGGUUGAAGGCGACAAACUCAAACUUCGCUUGAAAAUAGAAGUUCUUGUGUUAGCGCAAUGUCAUGAAGUAUCUGAUCCAGAGAAAAAGGGCCAUUUUGUUGAGUUCGUUGAUCGCGGAAAAACUGAUAAAUUCAAGUUCAUGGUCAUGGGGUUAGUGGGCAGUUCACUUGAAGAUAUUCGCCAUAAGAUCCUAUUUCGCGAUUACUCAAAGCCCACUGCCAUGAAUUCGUCGUUGCAAACAUUACAAGCAAUAUGGGACUUGCACGAAACGGGAUACUUGCAUAGGGAUAUUAAGCCACAAAACUUCGCUGUAGGACUUGGAGAGUACGAGAAAGUCAUCUACAUGCUCGAUUUCGGUAUAGCUAGAAAAUAUCGGAUCGGCGACACGAAGCAAGUGAAGGUAGCACGUGUUGCAGUGAAGUUCCUCGGCACUAUACGUUUUGCUUCACGGGCAUGUCAUCUAGGGAUAGAACAGGGCAGAAAGGAUGAUCUCGAGACUUGGCUCUAUAUGGUAAGGAGUUUGCAUUCCUGGACGAUUUGUGUUUUUGUUUAUAAUUUACAGUGGAGCUAA